UUGUUUCUCCCAGUCCCCCGCACCACACCGGCAGCCGCAGACAGUAAAGGAUGGUCAAGAAGGCCACUCCGGCCGCCGCCGACGCCGAGGCCGACGAACGUCGCCGCCUUCGCUCGCUCGCCUUCUCCAAUGGCUUACUCCAGCGCGGCGAGCCGGCGGCGCCGCGGUCAGCGCUCCCGCCCUCGAGUGCCGUGGCGCGGCUGCAGGGGCGCGACAUCGUGCGACGCGGCGGCCAGCGGAAGAGUCGCUUCCUCUUCUCCUUCCCUGGCCUCCUCGCGCCCGCGGCCUCGGGUGGCCGGGUCGGCGAACUCGCUGAUCUCGGGAGCAAGAAUCCCGUGCUGUACCUCGAGUUCCCACAGGGUAGGAUGAAGCUGUUCGGGACGCAUGCGUACCCCAAGAACAAGUAUUUGACUCUGCAGAUGAGCAGGUCGGCCAAGGGCGUUGUUUGCGAGGACGUCUUCGAGAGCCUGAUUGUAUUUUCUGAAGCCUGGUGGAUUGGAACAAAAGAAGAAAAUCCAGAAGAACUGAAACUAGAUUUUCCGACUGAGUUUCAAAAUGAUGGUGCAGCGGCGGACUGUGAUUUUAAAGGUGGAGCAGGUUCUACCGGUGAUGAAGCGGUUACCACCAAUAACCCGGGAAAGGAAACCACAGAAUACCUUUCCCCAAAGAUUGAAUUUGACAUUGAUGCUUCUGAGGACUCAGACCAUAAGGACGAGAAUAACACACUAAGCACUAGUCAAGCAACUCCAAUUAGGCAGUCCGCUAGAACUGCUGGGAGAGCCUUGAAGUAUACUGAGUUAUCCUCUGGAGAUGAUUCAUCCGAUAGUGACAAUGAGAUUGAUGUUCCUGAGGACAUGGAUGAGAAGAUGAAUAGUCCAGCUAUUAAGAAUGAAUCUGAAAGUGAAGACAUUAAACCUGCAGAUUCUUCAGCACAGCCUAUCUCAGCUAAGAAGGAGCCACUCGUUCAGGCUACUUUGUCUAGCAUGUUUAAAAAGGCAGAAGAGAAAAAGAGGUGUACAAUAAGCCCAAAAGGAACUCCAGCAACAAAAGGUCCUGCUGCUAAGAAGCAGCGAGCAAACCCAAAGGAAAAACAGCCAGCAGAGAAGAAGGCUGCAAGCAGAAGUCAGAAAAAGAAAAAAUCACAGUCACAGAUAGAAGAUAAUGAAAUUGAAGUGCUGUCAAGUUCCUCCCAGGAUAACAAUGUGGAUGAUGAUAGCGAUGAGGAUUGGGCUGAGUAAUGCGCAGCUGGAGGGAAUGGGAUGUAGCAAUGCAUGAAGAAUGUGAAGCAUGCAUUAAUAUUAUUAUAGUUUGAUGUGUGUGAGGUACUGACCACUGAUGAGAUAGCGUAUGUUUUUGUUGUAAUGCUGAAAUUGAGAAGUGGGUGUUC
Oryza brachyantha (malo sina) is the source of this 1387-nucleotide messenger RNA. RefSeq names its product DNA-binding protein RHL1. The transcript has 11 exons. Gene Ontology annotation, biological process: DNA endoreduplication. Gene Ontology annotation, molecular function: DNA binding. Lineage: Eukaryota; Viridiplantae; Streptophyta; Magnoliopsida; Poales; Poaceae. The coding region runs from base 51 to 1238 and encodes 395 amino acids. The record is from RefSeq and is a predicted model, not a curated record.